Pyrus x bretschneideri (Chinese white pear) is the source of this 1496-nucleotide messenger RNA. Its product is annotated as surfeit locus protein 1. The transcript has 6 exons. Gene Ontology annotation, cellular component: membrane. Lineage: Eukaryota; Viridiplantae; Streptophyta; Magnoliopsida; Rosales; Rosaceae. Bases 101 to 1147 code for a protein of 348 amino acids. The record is from RefSeq and is a predicted model, not a curated record.
CAUAAAAGUUCAAAACUUCAGAGCAGGCAGAGGCAUUAAAACCUUAAGCCCUUCUCCUCGAUCGCAGCAAGAAACACAGCCAAAUGCUAGAUUCGUCGACAUGGCAGCAAAAACCUCCAUUGCCAAAACCAUAACCAAGCUUUAUUAUUCUAGCGGGUCCCAUUCUUCUCACCGCAAACAUCUGGCCCCACUCUCACUCUCUUCUUCCUUCUCCAGCUCCUCCCCUGCCGAUGCUUCCUCAGCAGCCGAGUCUCUAUCAACCAUCUCUUCACAAUCUCCAGAGAGGGAAAGGUCGAGAUUGUCGAGAUGGUUGCUGUUUCUUCCUGGAGCUAUCACUUUUGGCCUUGGGACUUGGCAGAUUAUCAGAAGGCAAGAGAAGAUAAAAAUGUUAGAUUAUAGACGGAAGAGGUUGGAAUUGGAACCUUUAAACUUGAGCAAUGCCUCUCCGUCAAGUCAAGAAUUGGAUCAGUUGGAGUUUAGGAGGGUGAAAUGCAAAGGUUAUUUUGAUGAGAAAAGGUCAAUCUACGUGGGCCCUCGUUCAAGAAGCAUUUCCGGCGUGACUGAAAACGGUUACUAUAUCAUCACACCUCUUAUCCCGAUCCCUGAAAAACCGGAGAGUGUGCAGCCACCAAUUUUGGUCAACAGAGGAUGGGUACCCCGAAGUUGGAAAGAUGAGGCUUCAAAAGUUUCAAAAGAUGGUGAACAACCUUCUGAUAUAAACCGCUCGUCUGUCCAAGAGACUGAAAGAAGGUCUUGGUGGAGGUUGUGGAGCAAGAAGCCCGAAGUUGUUGAGGAUAAGAACCCUGCUGUUGCUCCUGUUGAAGUCGUUGGAGUAGUUCGAGGGAGUGAAAAGCCUAGCAUAUUUGUUCCACCAAAUGAUCCAAACUCCGGUCAAUGGUUCUACGUUGAUGUUCCUGCAAUUGCUCGUAAGUGUGGACUUCCUGAGGAUACUGUUUACAUUGAAGACGCAAAUGAAAAUGUGAAUCCAAGUAACCCUUACCCGCUUCCAAAGGAUGUCAGUACCUUGAUUCGGAGUUCUGUCAUGCCUCAAGACCAUCUGAAUUAUACUUUGACAUGGUAUUCCCUCUCUGCAGCAGUUACAUUCAUGGCUUUCAUGAGACUAAAACCGAAAAAGAGCCGGAGAUAGCAGAUACGCAAGAGAUUCAGGUAGCCAUACGAGAGAAUUUGAUGCCCCGUAACAUUGAGCCGUCGAGUCAAUUUUGUUUAUCGAACUGUUAGAUUCUUGAUGAUUGGAAACUGGAAAACAUUUCCGGUUGGAUAUUGGCUGUUUUUAUCAGUAAACCGCUCGUUCCAAGCUGAAUUUUCGCAGCCAAGGACAAUAAUGUUUUCGCUGUUCGUGCUGCCCGCGUAGCGAAGAUAGCAGCGUUACGAGGGAGGGCCGAUGUAAAAUAAUGAUCAGAAUUCUUUAGUACCUUUCUGUUUGGAGGUAUUCUUUGUUAACUUCGUUCAAUCAUACUUUCGCAUUGUUGUGUUUA